This is a messenger RNA of Salvelinus fontinalis (brook trout), 2926 nucleotides long. Its product is annotated as interferon-induced protein 44-like. The coding region runs from base 284 to 1627 and encodes 447 amino acids. Lineage: Eukaryota; Metazoa; Chordata; Actinopteri; Salmoniformes; Salmonidae. The transcript is spliced from 9 exons. The record is from RefSeq and is a predicted model, not a curated record.
AGCUAACCCCGACCACCCGGCGUGUCAGCAGAGCUCUAUCAAGCGUACUAGCGGUCCUUUCCUGUGUUGCAAACAAAAAGAAAGUCACGUUGAGUGACUCAAAGCAGCCGAAGUUUCGGUUUUAAGAAAAGGAAAGCUUGAAACGUCUCUGUUUUAUACUGCGCGACCUGGAUUUUGUGGUUGAUUAUACUUGCUGUGAAUGAUUGAAGCCCAGCAGCCCACUGCAUUAGAAUAGUUAUAUUUCUAACACGAUCAUCAGUUACGAACGGUCCUUGGUGACAUCAUGAGUGUUGUGAAGUCCAGUCUGUCAGUAGAACAGGAGAAGAAGCUGCUGUCUCUGUUCGGUAAUGUCAGACUCCACCUGCUUUACAAAGCCAGCGUCCAUGGCUACAUGAAAGCAGCCUUCCACAGCCGCUGUGAUGGCCAGGGACCCACCGUACUUGUGGCCUACAACAAGACUGGAUUUGUUUUCGGAGGUUACAUCAGUAAGGACUACGCCCAGACUAACCAGGCCAUCAACGAUGAUAAGGCCUUUCUCUACAGCAUCACUGACCAGAGAGAAAAGCCACUGCGUGUGUCCAGUACCGAUGGCCAGUAUGGUUUCACGAAUGGAGCCUAUGGUCUUAAUGUUGGUGUCUUGUGGUUCCUUAAUAAUAACACCGCCACAGUUCAAAUUGUUGCAGGGAACAGCUACACCUUUGAAGGGGAAGAGAUGCAUGGCAAUGACCUGCAGCUGACAGAGUGUGAGGUGUACAGAGUGGAAGACUGUGGAGACCUUCUGGAGACUCCUUGGAGGAAAAUUGACUGGGAAGGAUAUAGCACCAAGGAUCGCCUGAUGGACUAUAUCAAGAACUAUAAGCCUGAGGUAAAGUCUGUGGUCCAGGCCAGAGUUCUGCUGGUGGGUCCGGUCGGGGCUGGCAAGUCCAGCUUCUUCAACUCCAUCAACUCUGUCUUCAAAGGACAUGUUACCGGGCAGGCUAACACCGGCAGCGCAGGCACCAGCCUCACCACACAGUUCCGUACCUACAGCAUCAAGGCAGAGCAGGGUGGGAAGGCUCUCCCUCUGGUCCUGUGUGACACCAUGGGCCUGGAGGAAGGACCCAGCGCAGGGCUGGAUAUAGACGACAUCAACAGUAUCCUGAAGGGCCACGUACAAGACAGGUACCAGUUCAACCCGUCCAUGUCUGUCCAGACGGAUGGUGUCGGGUUCUGUAAGUCGCCCAGCCUGAAGGACACGAUCCACUGUGUGGUCUACGUACUGGACGCCUGCAAGGUCACUCUGCUCUCUGCCAAGAUGGUGGACAAGCUCGCCGCCAUCCGCAAGGGGAUCAACAAGCUGGGUGUUCCCCAGCUGGUCCUGCUUACCAAGGUGGAUGAGGCCUGUCCUCUAGUGAGAGAUGACCUGACCAACAUCUACCUCAGCCACUACAUAGAGAGGAUGACCCGCGAGGUGAGUGUGUGUCUGGGUGUGUCCCAGUCCUGUGUCCUGCCAGUGAAGAACUACAGUCGUGAGCUUGAGCUGGACAUCCACACAGACAUCCUCCUGCUCACUGCCGUGGUCCAGAUGCUUCGCUACUCUAACAACUACUUUGAUGACAUCUAUCAGGCUAGGGAACCAGCAAUGUGAGUGGCUAGGGUAUUAGGUGUGAUACUGAUCUGAAGUCAGUCUGGGAUUUUACCUUCUAAUAGUUAAGGAUAGGAUUCUGGGGAAUACACUGAUCUCAGAUGUGUUUUAAAUGGCAACUUUUAGUUAUCGUUUUAUAAACCUUUUUAUCUUAAUUUUCCGAGGCUAUUCCAUUCUGACAUUGCCCAGUUACAAUUUAAACAGAAUAUAUCAAACAUUAGGAACAUCUUCCUAAUAUUGAUGUUCUUUAGGUGGUGGACACACACGGGAAACUGUUGAACUUGAAAAACCCAACAGCAUUUCAGUUCUUGUCACAAACCGGUGUGCCUGGCACCUACCCCGUUCAAAGGCACUUCAAUCUUUUGUCCUUCCCAUUCACCCUGUGAAUGGCACACACACACAAUCCUUGUCUCAAUUGUCUCAAGGCUUAACAAUCCAUAUUUAACCUGUGUCCUCACCUUCAUCUACACAGAUUGACGUGGAUUUAAUAAGCGACAUCAUUAAGGGAUCAUAGCUUUCACCUGGAUUCACCUGGUCAUUCUGUCAUGGAAAUAGGUGUUCUUAAUGUUUUGUUCACUCAGUGUAUAUUGUAAUUAGAUACAAUAUGUGUAUGUAGUGUUGUCUGCAGAGUCUGUACUGCUAUUGGUCAGAUAAGACAUACAACUAUAUACUCCUCAUUGCACUUUGUUCAAUACAGUAUUUUAAUUUAACAAAACUAAUUGCUGAAUAAACAUCUGUUGCAUAUCUAGGGCCUGACUCACUCAGACUUGCUUUAAAGUUGUCCAAACUUUCAGAAAGACAGAGAGAGACAUCCAACAUAAGAUACAUGUGGAGAUGCAGUCCGGUACAAACAGCAAACAAAUUUACAACAAUCAUUGAGUAAAAGCAGAAAAGUGAAUCCUUUUCAUAAAAUAUUAAAGGAGUAUGGUAAAAACAUGAAUCAGUAACAACAAUGGAAAAUGUUAUAUUGUGCGAGACAGCCUUGAAAAUGUUAAUCUUGUCUUAGUGUCAUAAAUAAUCCUUGGUUCCUGCCUGUGCCUGGUAAAGAUAUGAGAGUGGGCGACAUGAGCCCCUCCUUAGGACCAUCUGGCAGAACACCCAGAAUAUGUUUUAUAAGUUAAGAUAGCCAGACACAUGCCAGAACCAACCCUAUGAACCAUGCCUAUGUAAUGUGUCUGCAACCAGUAAAUAAGAGAACUAACAGGACUGCCCUGGAGGAGCUCACUUCAGACCGGUACUUUAUGCAUUUAAGUUGGACUUUAACCUCCCCAGCUUGCUGUUAAUAAACAAUGAUUCAUUUAA